This is a messenger RNA of Perca fluviatilis (European perch), 2017 nucleotides long. RefSeq names its product beta-carotene oxygenase 2b (gene bco2b). Lineage: Eukaryota; Metazoa; Chordata; Actinopteri; Perciformes; Percidae. Gene Ontology annotation, cellular component: mitochondrion. Gene Ontology annotation, molecular function: carotenoid dioxygenase activity; beta-carotene 15,15'-dioxygenase activity. Bases 73 to 1671 code for a protein of 532 amino acids. The record is from RefSeq and is a predicted model, not a curated record. Gene Ontology annotation, biological process: retinal metabolic process; carotene catabolic process. The transcript is spliced from 12 exons.
GGGGGUCACAGCCAGGACAACAGUAUAAAGCUGAGCCAGUGUCAGAGAAACAGUAGAGACAGAGCUACAGCCAUGGACACCAUCACACAUCAACAGAGCAAUAUCCCAGCGCUAACAAAUUCCAAGUCUAGGCAGAACAUCGACCACUUCACAGAUGUGCAUGGUCUGCCUUGCAUUGAGAAGAUUGUGCGCUCAGUGGAGGAUAACCCUAAUCCCAUUAGCACCGUUAUCACUGGAAAAAUCCCAGAAUGGAUCAACGGACGCUUCUUGAGAAAUGGGCCUGGGAAGUUCGAGAUCGGAAACCAUAAGUUCAACCACUGGUUUGAUGGUAUGGCUCUCCUGCACCAGUUCAAAAUAUCCAACGGACAGGUGACUUACAAAAGCCGCUUCCUGUCCAGUGACAGUUACAAAGCCAACAAGGAGCACAACCGCAUCACAGUGUCAGAGUUUGGCACUGUCAAGAUACCAGACCCCUGUAAAAACUUAUUCCAGCGCUUCCUGUCAAGAUUUGAAUUACCAAAGACCACAGAUAAUGCCAAUGUGAGCUUUGUGACCUACAAAGGUGAUUAUUAUGUCAGCACUGAAACCAAUGUGAUGCACAAGGUGGACCCUGAGACACUAGAGACAACUAAAAAGGUGGACUGGAGCAAAUUCAUUGCUGUGAACGGAGCGACUGCACACCCUCACACGGAGCCUGAUGGAACAACUUACAACAUGGGGAAUUCAUACAGCGCUAAAGGAGCGACCUAUAACAUCAUCCGAGUGCCGCCGACCAAGAAAACAGCUGAGGAAACCCUGGAGGGAGCCACAGUGCUGUGCUCUAUUCCCUCAGUGGACAAGAGCAAACCAUCCUACUACCACAGCUUUGCAAUGUCAGAGAACUAUGUGGUGUUUAUUGAGCAGCCUAUCAAGAUGGACCUGUUAAAGAUUGUGACAGGCAAGCUGAGAGGGAAAAGCAUCAGUGAUGGAAUUUUCUGGGACCCGAAACGCGACACCAUCUUCCACCUGAUUCACAAGCAUACAGGAAAGUUAAGUUCCAUCAAGUACCUUGCCAAGCCGCUGUUAACUCUGCACCAGAUUAACGCAUACGAGGAGGAUGGCUUCUUGAUCCUAGAUAUGUGUGCUUCAGAUGAUGGCAAGGCAAUUAAUAACUACAACAUUCAAAACCUGCGCAAGUCUGGAGAAGAUCUUGAUGAGGUAAGCAGGUUAAAAAAAAACCGCGCAGCCACUUCGAUAAGAACUGCCAAGAAGACGGUCUUCUGUACCCAUGAGGACCUCCACGGAGAGGAUCUUCAUCAAUAUGGAGGUCUGGAGUUCCCCCAGAUCCACUACGACAAGUACAACACCCACCCCUACCGCUACUUCUAUGGCUGCGGCUUCAGACAUCUUGUAGGAGACACGCUGAUUAAGAUGGACCUCCACGGGAAACACAUGAAGGUGUGGGAACAACCUGGUCUUUAUCCCUCCGAACCAGUCUUUGUACCCUCCCCUAAUGCCACGGAGGAGGACGAUGGUGUCGUCAUGUCUGUGGUCAUCACUCCUAAUAAGGACAAGAGUACAUUCCUCCUGGUUUUAGAUGCCAAAACGUUCGAGGAGCUGGGCAGGGCUGCGGUGCCCGUCAACAUCCCCUACGGUUUCCACGGGACAUUCAAUGCCACGCCAGAGAUGUAGGAGAGGAGGAAAUACAUGAUGAGUGUACCUUUGACCUCACAUGGAUGGAUAGAAGUCCUAGCAUAAGUUAUAAACUAUUUAAACAUGAUUGAUGUUGACAUUUUGGUUGUCUCAACAUACACGUAAAUUUAGAGGUCACUACACAAAUAUGAAUGUAAUGUAUAGUUUACUUGUUAGAGAAAGAAGACAAAGAUUCCUACUCAUAUUUAAUCCUAUUGUAGCUGUAUUAUUGAAGUUGUGCUGUUGGAAAUCUUUUGGGAAAAAUAAGUCCUGUUUUAAUUAAGUAAGUUCUUCUUUCUAUACUUUAAAACAUUCUCUUGAAAAUGUUUGUAAAUAAAAAGGAACU